GCUAACCAAUUGAUCGCCCUGCGAACAGGAAGUACUUCCGGAUUCGUACUUGUGUAGAAAGCGGCUCGUCGAGAGAAACGUUCAUUCACCUAGGACGACUUAAGUUAUAUUCUACUAAAUCGUUUUUCUAUUAAUUUGCUUCGCCAUGAUUGAGCCCAAGAAGAGACCGGGGGACAUGGCUGUGGUUCCUGCCGGUGGAGUGAAGAGGCCCAGGGCCGAGCUGAUCGCUGCCGCACAGUCGCAACAACUCGUGGCAAUGGGCCCCCCCCGCAGCUCCAGCCUGCAGGCUCCCAUCAUGUUGAUGUGUGGCCAUGAGGGAGAGGUCUAUUGCUGCAAGUUCCAUCCUAACGGGGCCACACUGGCCUCGUCUGGCUACGACCGGCUCAUCUUGAUGUGGAAUGUGUACGGGGACUGUGAUAACUUUGCCACCCUGAAGGGACACAGUGGAGCUGUGAUGGAGCUUCACUACAACACAGACGGCAGCCUGCUGUUCAGUGCCAGCACAGACAAGACUGUGGGAGUGUGGGACAGUGAGACGGGCGAGAGGAUCAAGCGUCUGAAAGGUCACACGUCUUUUGUUAACUCCUGCUACCCUGCUCGCCGCGGGCCUCAGCUCGUCUGUACCGGCAGCGACGACGGAACCGUCAAGCUGUGGGACGUCCGUAAGAAGGGGGCGGUCCAUACGUUCCAGAACACCUAUCAGGUGUUGGCCGUCACAUUCAACGACACCAGCGACCAGAUUCUGUCUGGAGGCAUCGACAACGACAUCAAGGUGUGGGACCUGAGGCAGAAUAAGAUGAUCUACGGUAUGCAUGGUCAUGGUGAUUCCCUGACUGGCCUCUGUCUGAGCUCAGAGGGAUCCUACCUCCUCUCCAACUCCAUGGACAACACAGUGCGUAUUUGGGACGUCCGUCCGUUCGCUCCCAAGGAGAGAUGUGUGAAGAUAUUCCAGGGGAACAUUCACAACUUUGAGAAGAACCUUCUGAGGUGUUCCUGGUCUGCUGAUGGCAGCAAGAUUGCAGCAGGCUCAGCUGACAGGUUUGUGUAUGUGUGGGACACCACCUCUCGUAGGAUCCUGUACAAGCUGCCAGGCCACGCUGGGUCAGUCAACGAGGUCGCCUUCCAUCCCGAGGAGCCUAUUGUCCUCUCUGGCGCCAGUGACAAGAGACUCUACAUGGGAGAGAUUCAGUAGGACUGUUUGUGUGUGUUGUGAGUGUGAAUGUCCUGCCCCGGAGCCUUGUGUGUAUGGAUCCAGCCCCAAACUGUGUGAAUGAAAGGUACUUUUAUAUGCUUCUGUUUUAUUUAGUAACAUCCUCAGACUGUCAUUUACUUUAGAAUGUCCAGUCACAACAACCAACACCUGUUUUUUUUAAAAAUGUCUCUUAAUAAACUACGUCUGGGGAAAAAUA
Messenger RNA from Salmo salar (Atlantic salmon), 1409 nucleotides. RefSeq names its product U5 small nuclear ribonucleoprotein 40 kDa protein. Gene Ontology annotation, molecular function: RNA binding; protein binding. Gene Ontology annotation, cellular component: catalytic step 2 spliceosome. The record is from RefSeq and is a predicted model, not a curated record. Lineage: Eukaryota; Metazoa; Chordata; Actinopteri; Salmoniformes; Salmonidae.